Messenger RNA from Aspergillus lentulus, 1350 nucleotides. Its product is annotated as proline iminopeptidase. Gene Ontology annotation, molecular function: peptidase activity. The record is from RefSeq and is a predicted model, not a curated record. NCBI's taxonomy places the organism in Eukaryota, Fungi, Ascomycota, Eurotiomycetes, Eurotiales, Aspergillaceae. Gene Ontology annotation, biological process: proteolysis.
AUGGCUGCAAAGUUAAUCGAUAGAAAAUUUCAUAAUAUUCCAGGGAAGUUUCGCGUGGCAGAGCUGCUCUUUGAUGUGCCCGUGAACUACUGUAAGCCCAAUGACGGCAACCUGAGGCUCUUUGCUCGAAGUGUCCGUCGUCUAGAGACUCCAGUUGAUCCUGCCAAUGGCAAGGGCGAGAAGCAGCUCCCUUGGUUGGUUUAUCUUCAAGGAGGCCCGGGGAUGGGCUGUCGACCUCCGCAAGAGUACGGCUGGGUUGGAACCGCGCUCGACAAGGGGUACCAGGUGCUGUUCCUAGACCAGCGUGGUACAGGCAUGAGCUCGACGAUAACGGCUCGAACUCUCGCCCUUCAAGGCAAUGCAGUGAAACAGGCUGAGUACGUGAAGCAAUUCCGUGCGGACAAUAUUGUCCGUGACUGCGAAGCUAUCCGUCGGUGCCUUACCACAGACUACCCCGAGGACCAACGUAAAUGGAGUAUCAUCGGCCAAAGUUUCGGUGGGUUCUGUGCUGUAACGUAUCUUUCUAUGUUCCCAGAAGGACUGACAGAGGCUUUCAUCUGCGGCGGGCUUCCUCCUCUUGUUAAUGGUCCGGACACGGUAUAUGAGCGUACAUACGAGAAGGUCAAGGAGAGAAACAAUGCGUACUAUACCAAGUUUCCUGAAGACGUUGAUAGAGUCAAGACACUCGUUCAGUACUUGAGAGAGAACCGUGUCACCGUGCCCUCUGGCACUCUGACACCAGAGCGUAUCCAGCAACUUGGUAUCAUGUUCGGAAUGCACGGCGGUCUCGACAGCGUUCAUGAUCUGGUGCUACGCGCGUGUAACGACCUGGAGAUCUUUGGGUUUCUCACGCAUCCAACCUUGACCGCUAUCGACAGCUAUGGUGGCUUCGACAACAAUAUAAUUUACGCCAUCCUUCAUGAAGCGAUCUACUGCCAAGGGCAAGCCUCAAAUUGGUCCGCGGAUCGGUUACGCUCAGCUGAUGUGCAGUUUAACGUUGACGAUAAGCAGCCAAAGAUAUUGUUCACAGGAGAAAUGAUCUAUAAAGACAUGUUCGAGUCAUACACCGAACUGCAGCAAGUCAAAGACGCUGCAGACAUCCUUGCCACGACGGCCGAGUGGCCUCAGCUUUAUGAUGAGGCUCGACUUGCGAACAACGAAGUCCCUGUCUAUGCAGCGACGUACGUAGAGGACAUGUAUGUCCACUUCGACCUGGCGUCGAUGACGGCGGCAAAGAUCAAGGGUAUCAAGCAAUUUAUCACGAACGUUAUGUACCAUAACGCCAUCCGAAGCAAAGCAGACGAGGUCAUGCAGCAGCUUUUUGCCCUGCGAGACGACACGAUCGACUAG